AUAAAAAAAAAGAGGGUGGUAGUAAAGUACAAAUUCAAUGUUGUCAGAUUCUCAACUCUCUUCUGUAAAGAAAAGAGUAAAAGAGGUACAAAAACAAAACAAAAACCACCCCAAAGAUAUGAACUGAUCUUCUUUUCCAAUCUGUUCCCAACAACCCAUGUUCUUCUUUAUAUAAUUUUUUUCAAAUUUAAAAGCAACCCCAUUUCAUCAUCAUCAUCAUAAUCAUCAUUAUCAUCUUCAUCUCCUCAGUUGGUGUUCUCUUUUUUCCUCAGCUAAGCAAGAAAUUUCCACCCUUUUUGUUCAUUUUAUCUUUUUCCUCUAGAUCUGUGACCUAUCCUGGUCUCUGGAAGUGAAGAGAAGCUACUUUUAGAAGAAGUUACAGGUGGGCUUUUCAUAGCCCUUCUUGCUUGGUUCUAAAUCGGUGAGAAGUCAGAAUAACAGAUUGGUUGUCAUGAAAAUAGCUUAGAAAACCUAUUCUGAUGUGAUUGGAUUGGUCCCAAACUUGAAAAAGAAAAAAAAAAAAUAGUUCUUGUCAAAUCAUUUGGGGAAUGGAAGUAGUUUUGUGAGCAAAGAGUUGGGAUUUUUUGGGUUUGUUGUUUGUAUUAUUGGGUCUUUUGAGUUUUGGGUAAUCUUUGUUUUCAUUGAAAUACUAGAAGAAUAUUGGGUGAUAUGGGGAAGAAGGUACAAGGCAGUGUAUUGGGUCUGCUUCUUUUAGUUGUUUUCUUUGUGUUUGUGGAAAUUGGAGAAGCUCAAUCAAACUCCUUUUUCAUUAACUGUGGAGCUAAUUCCAGUGUUGAAGUGGAGGGUAGGAAAUGGGUUGGUGAUUUAGCUCCUAAUAACAAUCUCACUCUCAGCUCUCAUGGAGUUGCUGAAUCAACUCCAUCAUCAAGUAACAAGUUGGAGUUGGCUUCAGUGUAUAACACUGCCCGGGUAUUCACUGAUGGUAUGAACUACACAUUUCCAAUAAUUCAGGGUUACUGUGUGGUAAGGCUUCAUUUUUGUCCUUUCCCAUUUAAGAAUUUCAAUGUAAAUGAUUCUUCAUUUAGUGUUGUGGCAAAUGGUCUGAAACUGGUUUCAGAAUUCAGUGUUUCUGGUGAGCUUUCACACAAGAACAUGGUGUUGCAAAGUUCUGGAGGCAACACUACUUUUUCUCUGGUUAAAGAGUAUAUUUUGGAUGUUAAUCCUAGUGUUCUUGUUAUUGAAUUUAUCCCAACUAAAGGGUCAUUUGGAUUUGUUAAUGGUAUAGAGGUUAUCCCAGUUGUUGAUAAUUUCUUUCCAGGGUCUGUUGGUAAAGUGGGUGGAAAUGCAGUGAAUCUGAAUUUGAAUGGGCGAGGGGUUGAGAUUAUGUAUAGGUUGAAUGUUGGGGGGGAUGAGAUUAAACCUUCUGAGAACUCAGAUCUUUGGAGGACAUGGGAAGUUGAUUCUAGCUAUAUGAUCACAGCCAAUGCAGGGUCUGAAAUUCAUAAUAGUUCCAAUAUUACCUAUGCUUCCAUGAAUGAUUCUUCAGUGGCUCCUCUUCUUGUUUAUGAAAGUGCUAGAUCUAUGUCCAACAAUGAAGUCUUGGAGAAAAGGUUCAACAUGUCAUGGAAAUUUGAAGUGCAUCCUGAUUUCGAUUACUUAGUUCGGUUACAUUUCUGUGAGCUAGUUUAUGCUCAGGCAAAAGAAAGAACCUUUAGAAUCUACAUCAACAACAGAACUGCAGCUGAUAAUUUCGAUGUUUUCUCUCGAGCAGGAGGGAAGAACAAGGCAUACCAUCAGGACUUUGUUGACACGGUGUCCUCGAAAUUUGACACACUGUGGAUUCAGUUAGGGCCUGAUUCGUCUGCUGCUGCUGCAGUAACCGAUGCUCUCUUAAAUGGGCUAGAAAUUUUCAAGCUGAGUCGAAAUGGGAAUCUUGCUUAUGUGGAGAGAUAUGAUUCAGCUGGGAAAUCUUCAGGAAAAUCGAAAAGUUUUAUCCUUUGGGUAGGAAUUGGAGCAGGUUUGGCUUCUGUUGUUAUCUUGGCUGCUGUAGUUGUUUUCGUACUAUGCUUCUGCAGAGGCCGGGGAGGAGCCAAAUCGAGUGACACCAAACACAAUGCUUCUGUUUGGCGGCCUUUAUUUCUUCAUGGAUCCAUUGGGAACAGCACAGGAAAUGCCAAGGGAGGAAUUCAGAAUCCUUAUGGAUCUAUGGCUACUAUUAGAGGUGGGAAGCGGUUUACAUUAGCCGAGAUUCGUGCUGCAACAAAUAACUUUGAUGAAACAUUGAUGAUUGGAGUUGGUGGCUUUGGUAAGGUGUACAAAGGGGAGAUUGAAGAUGCCACCCUUGCAGCAAUCAAACGGGCUAAUCCGCAAUCAAACCAAGGCCUUAGAGAGUUUGAAACUGAGAUUGAGAUGCUUUCCAAGCUCAGGCAUAGGCAUCUGGUCUCCAUGAUUGGCUAUUGUGAAGAACAGCGCGAAAUGAUCUUGGUUUACGAGUACAUGGCAAAUGGGACACUUAGAAGUCAUCUAUUCGGGAGUGAUCUCCCUCCCAUAACCUGGAAACAGAGAAUAGAAGCAUGCAUUGGUGCUGCAAGAGGACUCCAUUACCUUCAUACUGGAGCUGAGCAAGGAAUAAUCCACAGAGAUGUUAAGACAACUAACAUACUGUUAGAUGAAAACUUUGUAGCAAAAAUGUCAGAUUUUGGACUGUCUAAAAAUGGCCCUUCUUUGGAUCACACUCAUGUCAGCACUGCAGUAAAAGGAAGCUUUGGUUAUCUAGAUCCUGAAUAUUUCCGACGCCAGCAGCUAACUGAGAAAUCCGAUGUUUACUCUUUCGGGGUGGUGUUGUUUGAAGUUGUCUGUGCUAGAGCUGUUAUAAACCCAACAUUGCCCAAAGAUCAAAUAAAUCUUGCAGAAUGGGCAAUGAGAUGGCAAAGACAGAAGUCCCUCGAAACCAUCAUCGACCCUCGUCUCAAAGGAAGCUAUUGUCCUGAAUCAUUGAAGAAGUUUGGGGAGAUAGCAGAGAAAUGUCUGGCCGACGAAGGGAAGACUCGGCCAACAAUGGGGGAAGUUCUAUGGCAUCUCGAGUAUGUAUUGCAACUCCACGAAGCUUGGAUGCGUAACAAUGCAUCCGAUAAUUCCUUCUCGCGUAGUCAGGCAUUGGGGCCAGAUGAAGGAGCAGCAGCUGCAGCAGAGGAGAAGCAAGAAGGACCCGGUUUCGAUGGAGAUGCCAGCUCCAUAGAAAAGUCUACAACAUCAAGGGGAAUUGAUGAUAUGGAAGCUGCAACUCAGCUCUCAUAGCAGAUUUGCAUCAAAAACCAAUGAGGACUUAGAGAUUGAAAUCUUAUGACUUGUCUUACAAAUUCUUUUAAAUUUGUUAAAUUAAAUUCAGUCAAAAUGUUAGUUUUCUGUUGUAUUAUCUUAUAUAGCUUCACAAGCUUGAUUCUUUUUAUUACAUCUUGAUUUAUUCAUUUUUUUAAAAUUUCAAAAUAGAAUUCUUCCUAUAUUUCUGAAGAUUUUGUUUGGUAGUUGGAAGGUUAUUAAGUGAAAAAAUUGUUGGAUUUCAUUUUC
This is a messenger RNA of Cannabis sativa, 3528 nucleotides long. RefSeq names its product probable receptor-like protein kinase At1g30570. The transcript has a single exon. Gene Ontology annotation, cellular component: plasma membrane; plasmodesma. Gene Ontology annotation, molecular function: ATP binding; transmembrane receptor protein tyrosine kinase activity. Lineage: Eukaryota; Viridiplantae; Streptophyta; Magnoliopsida; Rosales; Cannabaceae. Gene Ontology annotation, biological process: protein autophosphorylation. The record is from RefSeq and is a predicted model, not a curated record. The coding region runs from base 670 to 3258 and encodes 862 amino acids.